AUGUCGUCAAUCACAGUCACCGGUGCCGGAGGGCGCCAGAUCGAGGUCCCCACCGGCCUCUUCAUCGACAACACCUUCACCCCCUCAGUCUCGUCCCAGACCCUGACGGUCGAGAACCCCACCACCGGCGAGACUCUGGGCACCGUCGCCGCCGCCAGCCCCGAGGACGUCAACAAGGCGGUCAACUCCGCGGCCGCAGCCUAUCGGACCUGGAAGACCACCCCGGGCGCCGUCCGCGGAAAGCUGCUGCUGAAGCUGGCCGAUCUGGUCGAGCGCGAUGCCGAGAUCUUCGCCUCGCUCGAGGCCGUUGACGCCGGCGUGCUGUACACCGACAGCAUGGGCAUGAACCUCCCGCAGACGGUGUCGUGCCUGCGCUACUACGCCGGGUGGGCGGACAAGAUCGACGGCAAGACGCUGGCCAUGGACGGCGGCAUUGCGUACACGCAUCGCGAGCCGCUGGGCGUGUGUGCGGCCAUUGUGCCGUGGAAUGCGCCUUUGAUGAUCACGAUCUGGAAGCUGGCGCCGGCCCUCGCGGCGGGUAACGUGCUCAUCAUCAAGCCCUCGGAGCUCUCCCCGCUGUACGCGCAGAAGCUCGCCCAGCUGAUCCAGGAGGCGCAGUUCCCCGCCGGCGUGGUGAACAUCAUCGCCGGCGAUGGCGCGUCCGCCGGCCGCACCCUGUCGGAGCAUAUGCUCGUGCGGAAGAUCUCGUUCACCGGCUCCUCCGCGACGGGUCGCCAGAUCCUGAAGGCGGCGGCGGCGACGAACCUCAAGCGGGUGAACCUCGAGCUCGGCGGCAAGGGCCCGUCGAUCGUCUUUGAUGACUGCGAUUUGGAUAACGCGCUGCUGUGGACGCGCAUUGGUAUCACCGCGAACAACGGGCAGAUCUGCGCGGCCGGAUCGCGCAUCUACGUCCAGAAGACGAUCUACGAGGAGUUCCUGAAGCGGGGCCGAUUGUCAGCGCUGCGCAGCACAAGAAGGUCCUCUCGUACAUCGAGCAGGGCAAGCAGUGUGGCGCCCGGCUGCUUUUUGGGGGUGAGAAGGUUGGGGACAAGGGAUACUUUGUGGAGAAUACUGCGUUCGCCGACGUGUCUCAGGAUGCGACCAUCAUGA
Messenger RNA from Aspergillus terreus NIH2624, 1110 nucleotides. Its product is annotated as putative aldehyde dehydrogenase. NCBI's taxonomy places the organism in Eukaryota, Fungi, Ascomycota, Eurotiomycetes, Eurotiales, Aspergillaceae. Gene Ontology annotation, molecular function: aldehyde dehydrogenase (NAD+) activity. The transcript has 4 exons. Bases 1 to 1110 code for a protein of 369 amino acids. The record is from RefSeq and is a predicted model, not a curated record.